Messenger RNA from Opisthorchis viverrini, 495 nucleotides. RefSeq lists its product as hypothetical. Bases 1 to 495 code for a protein of 164 amino acids. The record is from RefSeq and is a predicted model, not a curated record. Lineage: Eukaryota; Metazoa; Platyhelminthes; Trematoda; Opisthorchiida; Opisthorchiidae. The transcript is spliced from 4 exons.
AUGCCAAGCGCGUCUACUGUGAGCAUGAGCAGCUUGUUGACCUGCUUGCUUCAGAGUGUGGACAAACCGACCGCUCGUCGUACACUGGUUGUAGCUGCCGCAGUUUCGUUCACCGAUGAUUGGGGGGGGGGUAGGUGGCUCCGCAUUGCACGCGCGAGCUGCGGUGCAUAUCCAAUGACCGUGCCGGGAUUUGAACCCCGGACAUCUGACAUGCGAGGCGAGCGUGUAACCACUACUCCACCAACGCACUCCACCAACCAACGGAGGUUUACAAUUGCGUAUGCUCCCUCAAGCGCCACCGAGUUCCUGUUCCGGAUGAGCUCGCACCCGCAUUGCUCAAAGACGGGGGGAGAGUCGGUGAUGGUAUCCAUUUUCAAAAAGGCGCUCGUAGUGAGUGGUAACCACAGGGGGAUCAGCUUGACCCCGGGCGUAACGAGACUGCUGGCGUCAAUCGUUCUUCGUCACCUUACGGUGGCUUGUGAGAUACUGACUUGA